GAAUACAGAAAGUUUUCGUACAAUUUUAACACGCGAUUUAAAAGGUUUUUUAAGAAAACCAACUAUUUUAAACGAUGCCUUGUAUUGAAGAUUGGGUCAGUCAUCCACUGAACGUCAUCGAUGGGAUUUGCAAUGAAAGCGAAGCCACCAAAAGYGACAAAAUCAGAGAAUUUUUCAGCGAGCGAGUGCAUGAGGCCGGCCAUCGCAUACCUUCGCUGAACGACGUCUCAGUUGACAAACUAAGACCCAACAGUUUGGUCAAAUUUAGAUGCAUGGUCCAGGAUAUGUUUGGCCCGGAUUACUACCUCUCUAAAUACGAAGUUGUCUCUAAGUCGGACGGAAAAAAGGCGAUGAAAUCGGGCGUAUAUCGAGACAUGGCCGACUGUCCUCUUGGCUACGAAGUGAACUACGAAGCGACUUGCAAUGUCACUAAUGAGAAGCAAACUUUCUACUGUGUACCAAUUCCUGGCGAGACUGAGUGGGCUAAACAGAGUUUUUCAGUGAAAUCCGCUCGUAUUCAACAUGGCAGUGGUUGCGCAACAUCAAACAAGAGAUCUCUUGACGAUGAUGACAUGGACACCGAAUCAGCUCAUGAAGACAAAGAACCAGUAAUCAUGGAAGGAGUGGAAGCAAUCAAUGGCAACUUCAAAAGACCAAAGGAGAAUGAUCAAACMACAGAAAAACCAAGCAGCUCAUCUCAAAUGGCAUCUCUCAAUCUUCCACUCCCAGAAGAACAAGGUUCUCCCUGCAUUGUGCACAUUUACGAUAGUUAUGAAGACCUCAAGCUGAAUGACAUGGUUGAGAUCAUUGGAGUUGUGUCCAUUCAACCAAACUUUGCGUCAUUCCCAGAUAAGAAUGAGGAAGACUCCGAUGCAAUGGUUCUCAGUGCAGAUAAUUUCAUGACCGAAGAAGAACAAGCUGCUCACUAUCCACCAACUUCCCUUGUCCCAAGAAUCCACUGUGUUCUCUUUCAGCAUCUAAAGCAUUCAAACCCUUGUAUUCCUUUACAUAUCGAUGAAAAGAAAGCAGGAUCAAUGCUUGCUGAAGUUGUCAAAACAAGAGAUGAUAUAGUUGCAGUUCUGAAGAGUGUGCUCUUGGGUGAUGACUUAGCUGCAGAGUAUCUACUCUUGCAUCUUGUGUCUUCAGUUUAUACCAGAUGUGGAAUGAUGGCAGUUGGAAAGUUUGCACUUAAUUUAUGUGGUUGUCCAUCAGAGACGCAAAGUCAACUGGUCAAACAUGUUGCUGAAGCCUUAAAAGCCUGCCUACCAAAAUGUGUCUAUCUUCCAAUGAGCUUAGACAACUUGAACAGCUUGACUUUCAUCCCCAAAAAAGAUUACACAGCAAACAGGCUGACUGCUGGUGUUCUACAACUCUCUGACGGCACUCAAUUGAUCCUGGAUGAAACGGCAAUGGAGUCUGGUAAGCUCAACCCUGCUGGUGUCCAGAAUGUCACAGCUUUAGGCAACGUCAUCACCUGGCAGAAACUAGAGUAUGACUUUAAAUUUUACAAAACAGAUUUCCUGGCCAACAUUCAAGUGUUGGUCCUGUCAGAAGGGAAGUCCAUGCUACCUUGUGAUUGUCAAGUAAAGCUUCAAGGUUCUUCUUCAGUGUCAAGUGCAGUAGUAAGUGGUUUAUCACCUGAUAUUCUAGAAAAGUUUCGAUUAUAUCUGGGUUUGGUGSGUUGUUGUGCUUACUCUGUAACUGAAGACAUGCAGAAGACUUUACAAGAUGACUUUGUACAGGCAAGACAAGCAAACCCAUCAAGUAUGACAGCGGAUGACUUUCAUAUGCACUUGCUGGUGGCAAGACUAAUGGCAUUGAGUUAUGGUUGUGGGUCACUUACACCUGAAUUAUGGGAAAGGGUAAAACACAUGGAGAGCCUGAGGAAAACCAGGCUACCUGCAUCCAUUACACAGUGAUUGAAGUGACUGUUGUGAGACUUGCCUUUCUGGCAUAUUAUAAUAAUAUGAAGUUUGCCAAAGACAUUGUUAUGGAGAUUUGAACAAAUAAACAUUUGAACUAUAGCAUGCUGCUACUUAUGAUAAAAAGACAGUAAGUUGUUAUGUGGAUUAAGGAAACAAACUACAUAUAAUAAUAUACUGUAUCUGCUUAUAGUGGAUGAACAUUUAAUAUACUCAGAGUCUAAAUUGGUACAAAUAGCUAUUCUUUCAAUAUCAAAAAGUAUAUGCAUUUACAACUGAAAUACAUAGUUUGCACAAGUAAAAAAAAUUACAUUGUAGUUUUGUCGUUCCUUGCAAAAUCCAUACAAGUUCAUGGGAUAUCACGAGGUAGACCAACGUUAUUGUAACAUUUUUUCCCUUGGAAAUACUUAAUUAUUUAAGUUUGUAUUUUGGGAUUCCUUUGCCAUCAGAUGAUUUGGAAAAUAGCAACCUAGUUCCCAGGUCCUAUUUCCAUUUGAAAAAAGCAAGCAGAGAAGCCCUGGGAACGAGAUUGGAAAAAUAGUAAUCAGAUACCAGAGGAAUCCCAAUCAUAAGCAUUUUUCUAAAACAUACAUGUACAGUUUUUAGGCCAAAAACAAACAAUAAAAAAGCAUCAACUUAA
Exaiptasia diaphana is the source of this 2562-nucleotide messenger RNA. Its product is annotated as mini-chromosome maintenance complex-binding protein. The coding region runs from base 75 to 1919 and encodes 614 amino acids. Lineage: Eukaryota; Metazoa; Cnidaria; Anthozoa; Actiniaria; Aiptasiidae. Gene Ontology annotation, molecular function: chromatin binding. The record is from RefSeq and is a predicted model, not a curated record. The transcript has 2 exons. Gene Ontology annotation, biological process: DNA-templated DNA replication.